Pipistrellus nathusii (Nathusius's pipistrelle) is the source of this 8034-nucleotide messenger RNA. NCBI's taxonomy places the organism in Eukaryota, Metazoa, Chordata, Mammalia, Chiroptera, Vespertilionidae. The record is from the annotation of a GenBank genome assembly.
AUGGAAAAUAAGAGAGAUUAUGAAUCUGAUUCAGGAAAUGAAGUUGAGGAUUGCACCAUCAUGCCCAAAGUGGACCUUCAGGUCUCUAAACUUGAGGUCCCUGUCGAAGUACAGAAAAUCAUCUCUAAAAUUGAGCAAGCACAGCUCCUGCGAACCAGAGAGGAAAUCAGUUCACAGCUGAAUGACAUAUUGCAAAAUGUGCAGCGGAUAAUUCAUCGCUACACUUUUGAUGAGUCCAUACAGUUUGGAAAGAAAAUCCCUUUUAUAGAAUAUAAGCAACGGAGACUAAACGUGCUGGAGAAAAUUGAUUAUUGUGCUAAUUCUGCUGACAUUAAAGGAAAGACUCUUAUGUACAUCCUAGCAUGGUUGGAAGAAUGGCAUGUCAUUUUGUCUGAUAUGACUGCAACUGAUGUUGAUGACCACCAAUACAUAUCACAAAUGAAGAUGUUACCAGAAACGUUCAAAUCUAUUGAGGGCAAUGUCAAGAGGCUGAGGGUAAUGAGUACCUCUUUGCUUGAAGAGAAGAAGAAACAGGAGGGGAAAAAAACAUUUAGAAAAACUCUAUGGAAAUCCUGGAAAGAUAGAGUUUUAAAGCGACCUGCAACAGUCCAUGCUUUAACACCAAAUCAGAUGAUCAGUGAUGAAUUUGCAACAAAUACAAAGGUUUCAGAAAUCAACUACAUGCUACAAGAACUCAUAGAUACUACAAUGUUCAAUAAAUUGGAAAACAAUGCUAUUAACUAUAUAGCAUCAACAAUAUCAAAUCUUUCUAAAGCAUUGACUUCACUAAAUAAUGAAGUAAAAGUUACUAACCUCUCUCCUGAUGAGUAUAUAAGCGAGGCAGGGGAAAAAGAGACCUUCCUGCAGGUAAUAAAAGAGCUCAGUGAAGAAAAUGAAAUGCUUCAGCAGAAACUUAAAUAUGCAGAAGAAAAAUGUGAGCAGCUUAUUAAAUUCAAAGCAUGGCCCCCAUCAACCUUGAAAGUGUUACCUGGGAUUUCUCCACAAUUACACAAGGGCUUUCGCCAGACUGAUAAAGAAGAGAGUAUAGACAAUAUUUUGAUCAAAGAAUAUGAAAAUACUUUGGGGAAGGCCCAAAAAAAGGGGACCCAAGGCUCAGUGUUCAAGUGGGACUCAGCAAUUUCACAUACAUCCCAAGUUGAAAUGACUGCAGGUUUAAUUGAUCAGCAAUCUCCUUUACCUGAAAAACCCCCCAAAAUACCUUCCAAAGAUAUCACUGAAGAUAGGAUAUCACUGAAGGAAGAUUGGACUGAUGAGGAUCAAUCACAGGAAAGGAAGAUCUCAAAAGCCUCAUUUGAGCUUGAGACCUCUAGAUCAAGUCUGACUAAUCAGACAAGUAAACAAAUAGUCUCAGAGACCAAAGGGCUACAAGUAGAGCGAAAAACGAGUCAAGAAGUACAACUCCUUUCUGUAGACAAAACAAAGUCAUUCAUUGGAUCAAAAAGUCAACGUGUUCUUUCGAAAUUCCCUUCUACUGACAUAGAGAGCCAAGGUGGCAAAAGCAGAACUAGCAAGUGGGAACGACUCAGGAAGCAGAAACUUGCAUAUGUAAUUUCAAAAGACCAAGUUAUUUUGGGGCAUAAAAAGAAAUCUACCACUGAGCUAAUGAACAAAGAGAGCAAAUCUCUUAUGAGUAUCCGAGGGAUAACCCAACUUGAUAAAUCUGCUGAGAAAGUGAAAAGAAAAGAAAAGGAACAUCAAGUCUCUUCAGAAAUUACCACAAGCAAAGAAGGAAAAACGGAAGAGAAGGACACAUCAGUCUUUACCAAGAAGGUCAAGUCUCAUGAACUUGUUGAAUCACAAUCUAAGAUAACUAAAGAGACUUCAGAAUCUACUACAGCUCCAGGAAGUCCAGAUGGCAAAAGUGAACAGGAUAAUCUAGAUGAAUUUCAUAACGCCAUAAUGUCUUUCUUAAAAGAGAAAAUUGAUAACACAAGAACUCCUUUGGAUAAAAAGACUGUGCCAGAAGCAGAGUUGUUAUUAAAAAAAGCAGAAGUUGAAAAAUUAGGAAUCAUAAAGACAAAAAUGGAAGAAUAUUUCCAAAAUGUGGCUGGAGCUGUGGCAAAAAUCUUGAGAAAAUACAAAGACAUUAAAAAAGAACAAAUUAGAGAGAAACAAAUGAAACAAAAACAAGUCUUAUUUAUACCAGGGCUAGAUUUACAGAGGCCAAUUAGUGCAAAGUCUGAAAUUAGCUCCUUACUCUCAUCUGAGAGCAUGGACCCAGUAAUACAAAAUUUAACACAGGAGAUCUUGACUGAAAUAGAAAAGGAAGAAGACGCUCCAGUCGUCGCAAUAGCAGGGAAAGAUCACAAGGAGAAGAAAAAACAGAGGCAGGAGAAAUAUUUGCAAGUCCAAGGAGAAAUUUUGGAUAUGAAUCUUAAACAACAGCAGUUACAAGAAGAAAGGAAUUUAUGGAAGAUGAAAUAUGAAAAGAUACAGAAGGAGAAACAAUGGCAGAAAGAAGUAUUCGCGCUACUUCAAAAACAGAGGAUGCAAAAGCAGACUGAGCAAGAUGAGAUGCAAAAGGGAAUGGGAAAGGAAGAACAGCAGAAGCAAAAGCAGCAUCCCCUGGAAGCAUGGAUGCAAAAAAUGAAAGAGCAAGGAGUAUCCUUUGAGGAGAUUCAGAAGGAAGUGAAACAUUUGGAGCUGGAAAGCAGCUGGAAGGAAGAGGAAGAGAAGCAGAAGCCAGAGAGAAAGGGGGAGGAUGAUGAAAGUCAGUGGCCUAAAAAAACAAAGGAGCAGAAGAAGAUUAAGAAGGAAAUACCUGAAAAUCUAGAAAAUAUGUUAAGUUACGCUUCAAUAACAUUGACUCCCAGAUGGAAGGACACAUGGAAAGCAGCAUUCCAGUUACAAAAAAAAAAAGAGUUCCGUAUGAAGCUUGCUGAAGAAAAGUACUUCGAACCAGCCAUUCCUUCCACCUCGACACAGUUUUCCUCACCUGGGCCCUUGUCUAUUCCUGGACAGUAUCCUACAAAGUCCAUGGCUGUCAUUCAUGAGGAGGCCGAGGACCAGGACUUCACUCUCUCUCCUGAACAGGCCCAGGCCCUGGGCAUCACUGUCACUCCUCAGCAGGCCCAGGCCCAGGGGAUAAGUCUCACUCCUGAACAGGCCCAGAGACUAGGGUUCAUUGUCACCCCUGAGGAAGCCCAGGCACCGGGCAUCACUCUUAGAUCUCAACAGCUCCAAGUCCAAGGAGAGGGGAUAAGUCUUAUUCCUCAGCAGGACAGGGGACUAGGUGCCAUUGUCACCCCUCAGCAGGCUGAAACACAGCAACUAACUGUCAUUCCCGAGCAAGCCAAGGAACUGGGGUUUCAUCCCACCCCAGAACAGGCACAGUCACAAGGAAUCGCACUCACCCCUCAGCAGGCUGAGGAACUGGGCAUCAAACUCACCCCUCAGCAGGCCGAGGCACUGGGCACCACACUCACCUCUCAGCAGGCCCAGGCCCAGGGAAUCACUCUCACCCCUCAGCAGGCUGAGGAACUGGGCAUCACACUUACCCCUCAGCAGGCUCAGGCCCAGGGCAUCACUCUCACCCCUCAGCAGGCCGAGGAACUGGGCAUCAAACUCACCCCUCAGCAGGCUCAGGCCCAGGGCAUCACUCUCACCCCUCAGCAGGCCGAGGAACUGGGCAUCAAACUCACCCCUCAGCAGGCUCAGGCCCAGGGCAUCACUCUCACCCCUCAGCAGGCCAAGGAACUGGGCAUCAAACUCACCCCUCAGCAGGCCGAGGCACUGGGCAUCACACUCACCCCUCAGCAGGCCGAGGCACUGGGCAUCACACUCACCCCUCAGCAGGCCCUGGCACAGGGAAUCACUCUCACCCCUCAGCAGGCUGAGGAACUGGGCAUCACACUUACCCCUCAGCAGGCUCAGGCCCAGGGAAUCACUCUCACCCCUCAGCAGGCCGAGGAACUGGGCAUCACACUCACCCCUCAGCAGGCCCUGGCACAGGGAAUCACUCUCACCCCUCAGCAGGCUGAGGCACUGGGCAUCACACUCACCCCUCAGGAGGCCCAGGCCCAGGGAAUCACUCUCACCCCUCAGCAGGCUGAGGAACUGGGCAUCACACUUACCCCUCAGCAGGCUCAGGCCCAGGGAAUCACUCUCACCCCUCAGCAGGCCGAGGAACUGGGCAUCACACUCACCCCUCAGCAGGCUCAGGCCCAGGGAAUCACUCUCACCCCUCAGCAGGCCGAGGAACUGGGCAUCACACUCACCCCUCAGCAGACACAGGAAAUCACUGUCACCCCUCAGCAGGCCCGGACACAGGGAAUUACUGUCACUCCUCGGAAGCCCCGGACACGGGGAAUCACACUCACCCGUCAACAGGCCCAAGCACUGGGCAUCCCUCUCAACCCUCAGAAGUCCUGGGCACAAGGAAUCACUAUCACCCCUCAGCAGGCCCAGGCACUGGGCAUCAUUUUCACCCGUCAGCAGGCCCGCGCACUGGGCAUCACUGUCACUCAUCAGCAUGCCCGGGCACGUAGAAUCUCUCUCACCCCUCAGCAGGCCCAGGCACUGGGCAUCACUUUCACACGUCAUAAGGCGCGGAAAAAGCGCAUCACUGUCACCCCUCAGCAGGCCCAGGCACUGGGCAUUAUACUUACCCCUCGGCAGGCCCGGGCACAGGGACUCACUGUUACCCUUGAACAGGCCCAGGCACUGGGCAUCACUGCCACCCCUCAGCAGGCCCAGGCAAAGGGCAUCACUGCCACCCCUGAACAGGCACAGGCACAGGCACAGGCACAGGCACAGGCACAGGCACAGGCACAGGCACAGGCACAGGCACAAGGAAUCACACUCACCCCUCAGCAGGCCCAGGCCCAGGCCCAGGGAAUCACUGUCACUCCUAGGCAGGCCCAGGCUCUGGGCAUCACUCUCACCCCUGAACAGGCACAGGCACAACGAAUCACACUCACCCCUCAGCAGGCCCAGGCACUUGGCUUUUCUCUCACCCCUCAGCAGGCCGAGGCCCAGGCCCAGGCCCAGGGAAUCACUGUCACUCCUAGGCAGGCCCAGGCUCUGGGCAUCACUCUCACCCCUGAACAGGCACAGGCACAACGAAUCACACUCACCCCUCAGCAGGCCCUGGCACUGGGCUUUUCUCUCACCCCUCAGCAGGCCGAGGCCCAGGCCCAGGCCCAGGGAAUCACUGUCACUCCUCAGCAGGACCAGGCACAGGCACAGGCACAGGGGAUCACUAUCACCCCUCAGCAGGCACAGGGACAGGACAUUACUCUUACCCAUGAGCAGUUAAAGGCACUGAUGGUUACCCUCACACCUGAAAAAUCCCAGGACUUGGGAGUCACACUCACACAUGAACAAGACCAAGCAUUGAGAGCUCCUGUCAUUCUCCAGCAAGAAGGGACAUUGAGGGACCAAAUUACUCCUACUCAGGGCCAGACUCUAAAGGCACCUGCCACUUCUGAACAGAGCCAGGCAAUGCAAAUCCCUGUGACUACUCAACAGGCCCAAAUACUUGGUGUCCCUAUCACUCAAGGCCAGGAUGAGGCAUUGGGAGUCACUGUCACGCCACAGCAGACAGAGGCACAGACACGGGCACUGAUGUUCACUCUUACUCCAGAGAAAGCGCAGAUUUCAGCUAUCACACAUACCAAUGAACAAGCCCUGGCAGAGGGUAUCCCCCUCACCCCUGAGCAGGUACAAGCAUUGGGGAUCCCACUUACCCUGGACCAGGCUCAGGCAUUAGAGACCCCUCUCACUGCAGAACAGGCCUGGAGAUUGAGGGGGUCUAUCACUCCAGAAAUGGUUCAGGAAGUAUCACACACUCUUUCCCUUAAGCAGAGCGAAGCACUGGGGAUCACUCCCACCUAUGAACAGGCUCAGUCAUUUGGCACUCCUUUACUUCUGAAUCAGGCCCAGGCACUGGGAAUUCCAAUUCCUUUAACUCUUAGGCCUGAGCAGUCUUUGGGGGUCCCUCUCACCUCAGAUAAAGCCCAAGACUUAGGAUCUCCCCUUACCCAUGAGCAAGUUCAGCCUUUGGGAGCUCCCUUCACCCCAGGACAGGCCCAGCCCAUGGGUGCUACUCACAUGUCUAGGCAGAGUCUAGAAUCAAGAGCUCCUCCCAUUGAUGAGCAGUUUUCACAAGUCUGGGCUGGUCCUCCUUCAGGACAAACCCUGGAAGGUGGGAUCUUUUCUAUUCCCGAUAAACCCAUCAAACGAAGUGCUCCUUACAUGCCUAAGUUGUCCACCAUAUUGACUCCUUCCACUCCUAAACCAUUUCAAGAAUCAAAGACUUCUUUUUCUGGGCAAGCCGCUACAAGAACUAGACAGAAGCUCCUGGCACCACUUCCUUCCUCUAAACAGACACCGGUUUCUAAGGGUCAAUUCACCCCCGUGCAGUACCUAGCACCAGAGGUCCCUCCCAUCCCUGGGAAGCUUCCAGUAUCUGGGACCCCUCCCACUCCAGGGCAGCCCCUCCCACUGGAUUCCCUUCUUAGCCCUAGGCAGUUCCUCAUACCCAGGGACUCUCUGACUCCCCAGGCACCUCUGGUAUCAAAGGUUCCUCUUAUAUCCGGGAUUCCAUCCACCUCUUCACAGAUUCCCAGUCUCUGGGAUCCUCUCUUUCCUGGGAAGCCUUUGAUUCCUAGGCCCUCUUCUGUCCCUGGGGAGUUCACGGACUCUGGACGCUCAACCUUCUCUGAGCAGCCCCAGGCAUUUCAGCUCCCUACCCGUGAGCAAUCUCCCUAUCUACAAGCCCCUUCUGCCCUUGGGCAGCUUCUGGCACCACAGACCCUUCCUGGGCAAGCUUUCCCACUAUGGAUCUCUCCCACCCCUGGAUAUCCGUCAACACUACAGGCCCCGUCAACCCUUGGAAAGCCCCCAAAAGAUUUGUUUCUGAAACCUAAAUCAGAAUUGGUCCAUCCCAGUGCUCCACAUUUCAAGGUACUGCAAACCCCCUUCACCACUAAGAAGUUCCAAAUAGCAGAGGUUUCUGACACUUCUAAAGAAAUCCAGGAACUCCAAGAUUCUUUUGCUAUGGAACAACUUGGGACAUUUCAGUCCUAUCUCACCAAUUAUAGGACACCAGUAUCACAAACUCCUUACAUUGGGGGGCCCCUUCCCGCUCUCAUGAAGCCUAUAACAUCACUACCUCCUCUUACUACUCAACUACCCAAAAGAUCACAGAUUUCACCAUCCGAAUGGGACUGGAAAUCCCGAUUCCCCCCUAUAAGUAAGCCCUGUGUACUGACUUCAGUUUCAGAUACCAAGAAACUCAAGAUGACGAUACCCUCUUCCUCUUUCCAAGAGCUCAAAGAGCAGAGGUAUUUUGUUGAUGUGAGGGCUCAAAGGAAGAACCUGAUACUCUUAAAUCAAACCACAGAAACUUCUGGACUCCCUUCAGAGCUAUAUACAACAGCUAGAAAUCUCAUAAUUGAGACACUUCGUACAGACACAGUUCGGCUGGGAUACCUAUUCCGCAAGUACAUUGCCUAUAGGCUGAUCCAGCGUGCAAGAAACAAUAUAAUCAAAAGAUUACAAGCCAUCCAAAACAGUGGGAAAGGUUAUGAGAUCCAGGACCUUUACAUAAUGCUGAACAGAAUUGAUGGCUACCAGAAAAAGAUGAUGUGGGUCUGGACUGGGAAGCAGAAGUCUCUAGAGCAGAAACGGAAUCAGUGCCUGAGGAAAAUGAUGCUCUUAUUUAGCCAGCUUCAAGAUAUAUAUAAAUUGAAUCUUAGUCAACCUGUACCUUUGUUCAUCGACAAAAAGCAGAAACCAACCCCUAUCAAACAGCCAUUCCUAGACCUACCAAUGAAAGAGGACAGAAAAUCUGACAUAUUCAAGAAACUUAGAAUACAAGAUCAGAUGGAAGCUAUCUGGAAUGCUGAUCAGUCCGCUUCAAGCUACCCAAUAAUUGAGAAGACAUCAUCAAUACAUUCAUUGUGGGCCCAGCUGGGUGGGUACCCACCUAUUCCCAUGCUGCUCCAGUUAGAUGUUCAGUCUACCUUCAGAAAAUCUCUCGCAUCCAUUCAAUCACAUCAUUCAGGUUAA